Pimephales promelas (fathead minnow) is the source of this 2503-nucleotide messenger RNA. It is a transcript of the gene glud1a, whose product is annotated as glutamate dehydrogenase 1a. Gene Ontology annotation, cellular component: mitochondrion. Gene Ontology annotation, biological process: L-glutamate catabolic process. Gene Ontology annotation, molecular function: L-glutamate dehydrogenase (NAD+) activity. The record is from RefSeq and is a predicted model, not a curated record. Lineage: Eukaryota; Metazoa; Chordata; Actinopteri; Cypriniformes; Leuciscidae.
ACUAUUCAAGCUGACACUUUAUUUAGUGUAGUAGAAAAGGGAGGAGCCGAGGUGUCCGUUUAAACACCACGACCCACUCACUCUUUGACACUGUCUAUCUUAGUUUUUUCUUUCCUUUAUAGAUAUUGUUCAUUCGUGUUUUAGUUCAAACUAAGUCAUGUAUAGGUAUCUGGGGGAGCUCGUCACACGCGCAGCCGCCAGCGGCUCGCUGGCCUCGGGAUGCGUCGAUUCCGCCCUGCCCGCUUCCGCGACUCUCAUGCGGGUCCGCCGUUACAGCGAAGCCGUAGGAGAGAAAGACGAUGACCCUAACUUCUUUAGGAUGGUCGAGGGUUUCUUCGACCGCGGAGCUUCUAUCGUGGAGGAUAAACUCGUGCACGAUCUCAAGACGAGAGAAACUCCCGAGCAGAAGAGGCACCGAGUCCGAGGGAUCCUCAAAAUCAUUAAGCCCUGCAACCACGUCCUGUCAGUGUCAUUCCCCAUCAAAAGAGACAACGGGGAGUGGGACGUGAUCGAAGGCUACAGAGCUCAACACAGCCAGCACAGGACCCCGUGUAAAGGAGGUAUCCGUUAUAGCACAGAGGUGUCAGUCGACGAGGUGAAAGCCCUCGCCUCACUAAUGACAUACAAAUGUGCAGUUGUAGAUGUGCCUUUUGGAGGAGCUAAAGCUGGAGUGAAAAUUAACCCAAAGAAUUACUCCGACACAGAACUGGAGAAGAUCACACGAAGGUUUACCAUUGAGUUGGCUAAAAAGGGCUUCAUUGGGCCUGGCAUUGAUGUCCCCGCCCCAGAUAUGAGCACAGGAGAAAGGGAAAUGUCCUGGAUUGCUGACACAUAUGCUAACACAAUGGGCCAUAAUGAUAUCAAUGCUUAUGCCUGUGUUACCGGUAAGCCCAUCAGCCAGGGUGGCAUCCAUGGUCGUAUAUCUGCCACUGGUCGUGGAGUCUUCCAUGGCAUCGAAAACUUUGUCAAUGAGGCUGCUUACAUGAGCCAGCUGGGCCUGAAUCCUGGGUUUGGAGACAAGACGUUUGUCAUUCAGGGUUUUGGUAAUGUGGGCCUGCACUCCAUGCGUUAUCUGCACCGUAACGGAGCAAAGUGUGUGGGUGUCGGAGAGCUGGACGGAAGCAUCUGGAACCCUAACGGCAUUGAUCCCAAAGAGCUGGAAGACUAUAAGCUGGCCAAUGGCACAAUUGUUGGAUUCCCCAAUGCCUCCCCAUAUGAAGGCAGCAUCUUGGAAGCCGAGUGUCAUAUCCUGAUCCCUGCUGCAAGUGAAAAACAGCUUACAAAGAAAAACGCCAACAAUAUCAAAGCCAAGAUCAUUGCUGAAGGAGCCAACGGUCCCACUACACCUGAGGCAGACAAGAUAUUCCUGGAGAGGAAUAUUAUGGUGAUCCCUGACAUGUACCUGAAUGCUGGAGGUGUGACGGUCUCCUACUUUGAGUGGCUGAAGAACCUUAACCACGUCAGUUAUGGCAGACUGACCUUCAAAUACGAAAGGGACUCAAACUACCAUCUCCUAAUGUCUGUCCAGGAGAGUCUGGAAAGGAAGUUUGGGAAACAUGGUGGAGCCAUACCUAUUGUUCCCACAUCGGAAUUUCAAGACAGAAUUGCUGGAGCUUCUGAAAAGGAUAUUGUGCAUUCUGGUUUGGCUUACACAAUGGAGAGAUCUGCCAGACAAAUCAUGCGCACAGCCAACAGGUAUAACCUUGGGCUGGACCUGAGGACAUCUGCCUACGUCAAUGCCAUUGAGAAAGUCUUCAAAGUCUACCACGAUGCUGGCCUUACCUUUACAUAGACGGUUGUAUAAUUCACCUGACUCUGUAUACCUAAGUCUGCACAGACCUGAGUUAUAUCACUUAAGCCCACAGCUCCUCACGUUUACAUUUUAUACGUUCAAAUGUAUGUUAUAUCAUUUAUGCAUGUGGUUAUGGUUAGCAAUAGGCAACUUUAGAAGCAUCUAUUCUUGUGUAGUUCAUCAUCUUUUCAAAUAUUCAUGGCUUUUAGAAAAGCCUAUAAGCCAAAGUCCCUUUAAUUCAUAUCUCAGAGCAUAGCUGGAAUGCCUUGCCAGGAAACACCAAAAAUGUAGAGCUACAUUAUUUCAAAUCUUUGUCAUUUUUUCCUCAGGCCUUGUGUUAAUGAAGUAGAUGUUAAAAAACAUUAAGCUUUAUGGCCGUACUACACGGGUCAAUUUGGAAACGGAUGCAGGAUGAAUCUCAGGCUUUUUGUAUUUUAUUAAAAUAUUGCACAUAAAUAUCUGGUUUUGCUGCUCUUUGUAAAAGUUUUCAGUGAUAACCCAACGCCUUCCUUUAUAAAAUAAAAAAAAAAAGUUAUUGACCUUAUUGGUAAAUGUGUUUAAUUUCUUAACAAUAUGCAAAUGGUAGGGUAUAUAUUCAGGAGCAAAUGUUUAUUUUCUUCAUCUUAACAUUUAGAAUUGGCCUUAGAAAAAUAAAGACUUUGUAUUGCCUUUUUACAAUUGUCUAAAAUUAAUAAAAUAUAUAAGAAAAUG